Messenger RNA from Oryza brachyantha (malo sina), 1816 nucleotides. Its product is annotated as APETALA2-like protein 3. The record is from RefSeq and is a predicted model, not a curated record. Gene Ontology annotation, biological process: regulation of DNA-templated transcription. Gene Ontology annotation, molecular function: DNA binding; DNA-binding transcription factor activity. The transcript is spliced from 10 exons. Bases 34 to 1338 code for a protein of 434 amino acids. Lineage: Eukaryota; Viridiplantae; Streptophyta; Magnoliopsida; Poales; Poaceae.
UGGGGGGGGGGGGGGAGGGGGGGGGUUGUUGGUAUGGUGCUGGAUCUCAAUGUGGAGUCGCCCGGUGGGUCGGCGGCGACGUCGAGCUCGUCCACGCCGCCCGAGCGGGCUGCGGGUGCGGGUGCGGGUGGGGGUUUCCGGUUCGACCUGCUCGGCGGGAGCCCCGACGAGGACGGGUGCUCGCCGCCGGUCAUGACGCGCCAGCUCUUCCCUUCGCCGGCUGCGUCGGCCGCGGCGGGGGAUGGGUCGGCGCCUGCGGCGGCGGCUGGGGAGGGGUCCUGGCCGCGGCGCGCGGCGGAUCUCGGGGUGGCCCAGGGCCAGAGGUCCCCCGCCGGGUCCGCCGGCGGGAAGAAGAGCCGGCGCGGGCCGCGGUCGCGCAGCUCGCAGUACAGGGGCGUCACCUUCUACAGGAGGACCGGCCGCUGGGAGUCGCACAUCUGGGACUGCGGGAAGCAGGUCUACCUGGGUGGCUUCGAUACAGCUCAUGCUGCAGCGAGGGCCUAUGAUCGCGCGGCGAUCAAGUUCAGAGGCCUCGAUGCGGAUAUCAACUUUAAUCUGAAUGACUAUGAGGAUGACUUGAAGCAGAUGCGCAACUGGACCAAGGAGGAGUUUGUGCACAUCCUCCGACGCCAGAGCACAGGAUUUGCAAGGGGGAGCUCGAAGUACCGGGGUGUGACGCUGCACAAGUGCGGCCGGUGGGAAGCUCGGAUGGGUCAGCUGCUUGGCAAGAAGUACAUCUAUCUUGGAUUGUUUGACAGUGAAAUUGAGGCUGCAAGAGCAUAUGACAGGGCAGCUAUUCGCUUCAAUGGAAGGGAAGCUGUUACUAACUUUGAUCCUAGUUCCUAUGAUGGAGAUGUUCUACCUGAAACCGACAAUGAAGUGGUUGAUGGAGACAUCAUUGACUUAAAUCUGAGAAUUUCACAGCCUAAUGUUCAUGAUCUGAAAAGUGAUAGUACCCUAAAUGGGUUUCAGUUGCAUUGUGAUUCUCCUGAAGCUUCAAGUUCUGUCGUUACUCAGCCAAUAAGUCCUCAAUGGCCUGUGCAACCCCAGGGCACAUCGAUUGCAUCCCAGCAUCCACAUUUAUACGUGUCUCCUUGUCCGGGCUUCUUUGGGAACCUCAGGGAAGUACCUAUGGAGAAAAGACCUGAGUUGGGUCCCCAGACGUUCCCCACUUGGUCAUGGCAAAUGCAGGGCUCCCCUUUGCCAUUACUCCCUACUGCAGCAUCAUCAGGAUUCUCUACGGGCACCGUCGCCACCGCCGACGCCGCCCGCCUGCCCUCCUCCCGCCCCCAUCCAUUCGCUGGCCACCACCAGUUCUACUAUCCCCCGACCACCUGACUGCCUCCCAUUCAAGUGGAGGGUGGCGACUGACCGUGCAUCAAACGUCGCUUACCGGUAAUGGUUGCUGUUGUUCUUAUAGAGGGAUGCUCCAUAUGAUCACCCUCUCUAUAUUCCACCUGGUUAUGAUCAGAAUUCUCACGCUCAUGAUUCAUUUAUCUUCAUUUUUGAGUGCGAAACCACGAAUCGUGACUGUGCUACCAGGUAAUCACCCUUGUACCUGUUGACUCUACAAUAAAAUUAAUGUAAGCUAAGUGAUGAUUGGCCAUGCCUACUGUAUUUUACAGAGUUAUAAUUUGAACAGUGGGCACUAAGCUGGGGCCCACUUGCAGCAGUGUCUAGUGGAGCGAAGCUUUGCCCUUUUCUUGCUAUCCAGCAACUAUUCCUCCUCCUGCCUCCAUUGCUGACAGUGGAGAUAGAGCUUCCCAGUGGCCACUGUUCCACUGUACUCUGUCAUAGUUUCUGAUCACCCCUAUUG